Messenger RNA from Staurois parvus, 327 nucleotides. The record is from the annotation of a GenBank genome assembly. NCBI's taxonomy places the organism in Eukaryota, Metazoa, Chordata, Amphibia, Anura, Ranidae.
CACUCCAAACCAGAGGCGGACUGACAAUUCAUGGGGCCCCCAGGCAAUAGGGGAUCAUGAGGCCACUGUGUCCUUGCCAAAACUCAAAAAAGCCUAUGAAAAAGGUACCAGGGGCAUCUCAUGGGGCCCCCUACUGACCCCGGGCCCUCGGGCAGUGCCCAAGUUUCCAAAUGGUCAGUCCGCCCCUGCUCCAAACUGAGAAUGUGCAACUUGCCCUCAAGGAUGUGUUUUUUACACCACUGCAUCCGGCACCUUGCAAUGCACUUGGUGAUUUUUAAGAGGGUGUGCAUACUUAUGCAACCACAUUAUUUUAUUUUUUUAUGUUUA